Messenger RNA from Kickxella alabastrina, 1128 nucleotides. Its product is annotated as peptidase M24, structural domain-containing protein. The coding region runs from base 1 to 1128 and encodes 375 amino acids. The transcript has a single exon. NCBI's taxonomy places the organism in Eukaryota, Fungi, Kickxellomycota, Kickxellomycetes, Kickxellales, Kickxellaceae. The record is from RefSeq and is a predicted model, not a curated record.
AUGAGCGCCGCUACCACUGCCACAAAGACUCCCACCACCAUCGAGGACAACUCCGUCCUCACCAAGUACAAGGCCGCCGCUGAUGUCACCAACAGCGCAAUCCGCAAGGUCAUUUCGGCGUGCAAGGAGGGUUCCAAGAUCAUUGACCUGUGCAAGCUCGGUGACGCCGCCAUCGAGGUUGGCCUGAGCACUCAGUAUACCAAGGACAAGAAGCUGAGCAAGGGCAUCUCCUACCCGACGAGUGUCUCGGUUAACAACAUUGUCUGCCACUUUGCGCCCAGCGCCACCGACGUCAACGCCGACCAGGCCCUCAAGAACGGCGAUGUUGUCCGCAUCCAGCUUGGCGCCCACAUCGACGGCUUCGCCGCUGUUGCCGGUAACACCGUUGUUGUCGGUGCCUCCGAGACAAGUCCUGUCACUGGCAAGACUGCCGAUGCCAUUGCCGCCGCGCACUACGCCGCCGAGGCUAUCCAGCGUCUGAUCAAGCCCGGAAACAAGAACAUGACCGUUACCGACAAGGUCCAGAAGGUCAUCAGCGCUUUUGACUGCAAGCACAUCGAGAACAUCCUCAGCUACGAGCAGUGCCAGAACGACCUCGACGGCGGCAAGCACAUCAUCUUCAACCCGGCCCCCGCCCAGCGCCAGUCGUUCGCCGUCUGCGAGUUUGCUCCCUACGAGGUGUACAUGAUCGACAUCUUUGUCACCACCGGUGAGGGCCGCACCAAGAAGUCUGAGCUGCGCACCAACAUCUACAAGAAGACCGGCAGCACAUACCAGCUCAAGAUGAAGGCCGCUCGCGCCGCCUUCAGCGAGAUCUCGGGCAAGCCGGGCAAGUUCCCCUUCGCCCUCCGCUCGUGCGAGGACGAGCGUGGCAUGCGCAUGGGUCUUAUCGAGUGCAUCAAGGCCAACGUUGUGCAGGCAUUCGAGGUACAGGAGGAGAAGCAGGGCGAGGUUGUUGCCCAGGUCACCUUCACCGCUCUUGUCACCCCCAGCGGCGUCGACCGCAUCACCCAGGGCCUGGUGUUUGACGAGAAGGUCAUCAAGACCGAGAAGAAGAUCGAGGAUGCCGAGAUCAAGGAACUUCUUGCCACCAGCACCCGGAUCAAGAAGAAGUCCGCCAAGAAGUAA